GGGCUGAGAGACUGACGGCAGUGAUGCUCAGAACGAGUAGCCAUUAUUGACUUCACAAAUAAUUCAUUUCAGAAAGAAGGUUGUAAUAUCGGUCGAGGUUUACUGUUUUCAUUAACAUUUGGCUCAUAUCAGAAUACAUUUUGUUUUAUUUAUUUAUUAUUGGGUAGCACAGCCUACAUGGAUUUAUACGGAAAGAUGGCUGCCACUCAGGGGACCACUCAAGGGAAGGAGGGCGGGGACCAGAACUUCGACUACAUGUUCAAGCUGCUGAUCAUUGGGAACAGCAGCGUGGGUAAAACCUCCUUCCUUUUCCGCUACGCUGACGACGCCUUCACCUCAGCCUUCGUCAGCACUGUGGGCAUCGACUUCAAAGUCAAGACUGUCUACAAGAAUGACAAGAGGAUUAAAUUGCAGAUCUGGGACACGGCGGGACAGGAGCGGUACCGGACCAUCACCACUGCGUACUACCGCGGAGCCAUGGGCUUCAUCCUUAUGUAUGACAUCACCAACGAGGAGUCCUUCCAUUGUGUGCAGGACUGGUCCACCCAGAUUAAGACCUAUUCGUGGGACAACGCCCAGGUGGUGUUGGCUGGGAACAAAUGUGACAUGCAGGAGGAGAGGGUGGUGGCUGCAGACAGUGGGAGACAACUGGCAGAACAACUGGGUUUUGAGUUCUUUGAGACAAGUGCCAAGGACAACAUCAACGUCAAGCAGACCUUCGAGCGCCUCGUUGACAUCAUCUGUGACAGGAUGUCCGAAAGCCUGGACACUGACACCGCCGUUACCAUGGGAACACCCAGCACCAAACUGACAGACAACGCCCCGCCCCUCCAGCAGCCCGCCUGCAACUGUUAGUGGCUCCUCCCAGUUACUGUGUUGCCAAGAUACCCAGUCCCUUAGAUGUAGACUGCAUCCCAAAUUACAUCCUAUUACCUAUUUCAGAGUUUCUUAAACUAUGGGUCGGGACCCAAAAUGGGGCCUGGGCAUGUGAGAUUUGAGUCGCAUUAUAGAAUACAUCUAUAAUCACACACAAUUUCUUCUUAAUAUGAGUCGUUGGAGGACGAUUUGGUUCAUGGGAUGAUGGUGAUUUUUAUUUGGGUCUCGAGCUGAAAAAGUUUAAGAACCCCUGCCUUAUAUAAUGCAUUACUUUUGAGCAGGGCCCACAUAGUGCUCUUGUGAAAAGUAGUUCACUAUGUAGGGAAUAGGGUGCUAUUUUGGAUACAGACAUAAUCUUAAAGGUACAAUGCUGACAUUUUUUUUAUGUUAACAUCAUAUAAUUUCUGGGUAACAAUAAAAUAUCUUACUGUUAUUGUUUUCAAUUAAAAUGGUAAAAAAUAAACAAAAAUUGCUUCUUAGCAAAGAGCAAUUUCUCAAGCAAGAAUUUUGCUAGUGCUCUCUGGGAGUGGUCUGAGUGGGGAGGGGACAACUGAAAACUAGCUGUUAUUGGCAGAGAGGUUUGGAACUCUCUUUCUUAUUGGUCUAUUAACUAAUUUAACGCCUGGUGUUGUCAACAGGCAAGCCAGAACUCCAUUCCACCAAAACAGGCUGAAAUUUCAGGUGGCCUUUUCAAACUGCUCUUUCACUAAAAGGGCAUUAUCGUAAUUUUCACUGUCACAGUAUUAUUCCAACCUAAUAGUAUGGAAAUAUAUAUAAAACACAGGAAAUCACGUUUUACUGUACUGGGCCUUUAAAGCAGGGGAGCACAACUAAAGUCCUGGAUGGCUGCUGUGAAGGCUGACUUUCCUCCUUGCCUUUUCGUCAGAGAUUGACCAGUGUAGCUGCUGUAGGUGCACUGUCUGGCCAAUCAGUGACAGUAGUUGAUAAAUUAAGUGCCAGGAUGGAAGGAAAACCAGCAGGACUUCAUCCCUAGUGGACUGGAGUUGUGCACACUUGUCUUUCUAUAUCCUGCACUGUAACAGAAAAGUGUAAUUUAUACAGUCAUUUUGAGUAUUAUCAUUAGUAAAAAUACUCUGAAACGUUUUACUACAACAUACUGCUUAUUAUGGUACAUUGUGGGAAAAUGUUGUGGUCGGAGAAGUAAUUGCUUUGUUUCAAAUGGUACUGUAAUUCCACCCCACAAAAUACAGCACCAUACCGUAUCUUUGGAGGGCCAAAAACCUUUUGACCACUAAUGGGUGCAUGGUAUUGUUGUGCCACUCAAAAAUGAUAUUUUUGUUUUUGUUUCAUUAGUCCACUGUUGAAUCAGUCCCUAAAUGUUCUGCAUGUCAGCAAUCAAGUUUUCAAGAUAUUGAAAAUGCAUCAUACUGUGACACUUUUGGUAUUUUGAAAGUUCUAUAUCUUGAAAACUUGAUUGCUGACAUGCAAUAAAAUAUGGGACUGUAUCAUCGGUGAACAAAUGAAAAACAUACAAAAAGGUAAUUUUCCCUUUAACAUAUUUUGAGGCUUGCACCUGCAAGUGAGAAUGCUGUACCAAUUUGACUGCUAUGUGGUGAUAGUGACCCAUUCAUUCAUAAUGUAUAGGGGACAGAUUAGAGUGGCAGCAAGUCAAACCUUAAAUGGUUGAGCAUUUUGUCAGGUCCUUUUGGUCUGUUUUGCCCUGUAGUCGCUGUCAGUUUGGAAACCUUGGUAAAGGCCUCUAGAUGUGCAAAUGAUACAAAACAUCAAAUAUUAAUUAAUAUGAUAUAAUGUGCAAACACUUUACAUAGCAGCCAACUUGCUUGCACCACUCCCUUGUAAUUACAGUAAAAUACUGUAAAGUACAAACCCCUCCCCUCAAUGAAUUUCAUUCAUCCAUUCAUUCUGAUUACGGUAGAAUUAACUUUUUUUCAGUAUAAUAUAGUACAUUUUACGGUAUUGUACUGUAUGCGUCAUUACCAAGUACUUGCUUUGAUACCGUAUUUAUAUAAUAGUAGGUGUACUGUAAUAUGAAAUACAGAAUUAGACUUGCCACUGAGCUGCCUGUAAGUUACUGUCAAAUUCACAGCAACUUCUUUACAGUGUGCUGUUUUAUCCGACCGCUUUUAUCAUUGAACAUCAAUGGCAAUCAACUAGCUUUGGUGCCAGUUUGUUUCUGCUCUCUUGCCAACUCUUUAUGGAAUUGUGGUGUUGGCAAGAGCACAAAUCUGUGACCAGGCUAGCAAUCAAUGUAUGUCCCUCUCCAUAGCUCUGUUGAGGAACAGAUACACACUUCACACCUUUACCUGGAAACACAGAGGGUCAAUAUAAGUCUGAGUCGAUGUAGGCCUAUUAUAGUGUGGCUGAUAAUAGGACAUUACAAACAUACAUUAUUCUCUUUAGCUUACCAUACAAUAUUCACAAAAAUGAUACUUGUAAAGGCUUUUCGAAUUCAAUGUGUGGUCAAUGCACGUACUGCACAGUAGCUUUCCAGCUGGCUUCAAAGACUUGUUAUCAAUUCUAAUUCUGUGAGGAGAACCUAUAGCUGUCACUGUUUUUACUGUCCAUCGUAAAACUUGCCGGACACACAGUUAUAAUCAGUGCUUUAAUUUAUUUAUCCUUCUAUUUAUGUAUUUCUUUUAUUUUGUAUGUAUUGUUGUUACAUAGUCUUCUGCCACAGCCAAACUAUAUUAUUAAGUGUACUGUAUACAAACUGGUAGGUAGUAGUUGAUUUCUGUUUGCAGUUUGUGUGUGCGUGCGUGCGUGACCGUGUGCCUGUGUGUUUUAGGAAAAAUGAAUGAGUGUGGCUGUGUGAGUACUUUCAAUCAUCUACCUUGGAUAAAAACAAAUGUGGCCUUUUAGUAUUUCCAACAUGGCCUCUUCUCCUUUGUGCUCACCUGCCACAUUUCUUUCAUAUUUCAUGAAUAUACUAUACAUGCAUUGUGUCUAUGUGAGUACUGUAUUAUACUGUACAUGUGUUUUGUAGUAGUAGUCCUGAUGUGUGAUCUGAUGAGUGUCUGCAUUUCUGCAAAACUGAAUAGAUCCUCUUUUCCUAGCCUUAAUAAGAAUAAUACAAGUGUGCUAUGAAAUAGCCAAUAACCUAAGUUGUGUUUGUGGCUGAAUUUGAGUUUGUGGCUGUGCCACCUAGUGACCACUCUGCAGAGCUGCCUCCAGUACAUGAUUUAUGUCAAUAAAUACCAACCUGCUCAUUUCCACUUCUCAAGAGAAAUGAAAACAUAUAAUUCACAAAUUAAACACAGCCAAGAUAUGAUAUGUUAUGACAGAUGGAUACUGAAGCCAUGAUAGAUAGUCUGUCUGACUGGAUAAACAGCAAUAUUCUAUGAAACAGACAACACAUCCAUAUACCUGCUACAGUAUAUGGGUUCCCUUUUAUAAGAAACUAGUGCACCUUUUCCACAUCCCUGACCAGCUUAGGGAUCAUGUUAUUAUUGUCUCUCCAUCCUUGGCUGAAGCAAAUUGUCCUUUACAUCGAGAAUGUCCUGUAAAUCCCAGUAAAGAUAAUCUCAUCUACAUAUUAAGUGAAUAGUUACAUUGAUCCUUUAGCUUCAAAUUACCUAGAAACAGAAUAGUAAAACUAUAUAAUUGUGCCAAAAAACUGGCUGUAGUUUGUUUUGCACCGUCUAGAGUUUCUGCAUAGAAAAAUGAAGGUUCAGAAAAGAAAAGUUGCAUGAAGACAUUGAAUUAUCUAUAUUUCUAUCUAUAAAGGUGUAUAUUGUCUAUGUUUAAGUGCACCCUCAUAGCUUUGUCUGUGGGGUGCAAUGGGCCAACAAGUGCAAUAUUUGAUGAAUUAUUUCCUGUACAUAGUCCUCCUAGUACAUUAUACCUGCAGUAGAGUGACUGUUCUAAUGUUCUUGUUGUACUGUAUGGCACUGCAAGCAUCACACACACACUAAAUAUGUGCUUUAUCUGGGAUUCGAGGUGAAGUAGUGUGUGUGUGUGUGUGUGUGUGUGUGUGUGUGUGUGUGUGUGUGUAUGUGUUACUUAUUGUAUGUGUUGACAUUUUCUACUGAUGUAUUCAUGUACUACUUACUAUAUACUGUUCCUGUUAGCUAACUGUUGGUGAACUCGUACUAUACGUGAAAAUGUAGUGUUGUGAAAGAUAGUCAGGGAAAUUAGUAUAUGCCAUAUGCCGUACUGAUAUUAAGUCUAUGUGAUAAAAAAGGGAAAUAUCUCAACUCAAACAUGAUGUCUGUGUGAGACAUUAUUAUUUACCUGUACAUCAAUAAUAGGCAUUAUCCUGCUGAGUUUGAGACUACUAACAUCGCUCCAUUCAAAUCCCCUGCCAUCUACUUCUUCAUCUGUGAUCAUGUAUAUUCAUGACCGCCACUGGCAGGUGAAAAGCCACUUCAACAUGUCACUACUGAUGAAGGCUUAUGAUGAUAAUAAUGAAUAACAAUAAUAAUAAUAAUUAUUCAUUGUACUUAUGAAGUGCUUUUAAAGAACUUGAAGAGGCUUCACAUUAAACUAUAGUACACUCACGCUCUGGUCACCUCAUUAAAGUGUGGACUGAUAUUAAACUGGAUAUAUUAUUUGUACCUUUAAGUGCAAGCAAUGUACAAACUAUGUUUUUGAGAUGAUAGGAAAUAAACAAAUUGUACUCA
Messenger RNA from Salmo salar (Atlantic salmon), 5477 nucleotides. RefSeq names its product RAB3C, member RAS oncogene family (gene rab3c). Gene Ontology annotation, molecular function: GTPase activity; GTP binding. The record is from RefSeq and is a predicted model, not a curated record. Lineage: Eukaryota; Metazoa; Chordata; Actinopteri; Salmoniformes; Salmonidae.